UUUGCUUUUCUCAAGAUGAACAUCUCGAGCGAAAAUUCGACCAACCUUAGAUACUCCUGGGAGGAACCCAUAGAAUCGAACCCUCAAUUUGGAUCUAACUUGUGUGCGACCUCGCCGAGUUAUGGGUUAGACUACGCAGUUCCUCACGACGUUUACCUCCCAAACACACAACCGGCUCAUGUCGCAGAUCUCGGCGGGCUUCAGAACAACAUCAGGCCUUACGAUACAAACUGGGGUUUCUUUGAAAACUACAAUACUCCCGCCAAUUUCGAUUGCGACGGCACGAAUGAUAUUGGGGAGCCCGCGCAUCGUAUCAGAAUGAACUCAAUGGCCUCCAGUGCCUCUUCUCAAAGCUACAGCCUGACGGACGACAAAAGGAUUUACCUUCCCAGUAUCCAGUCGGAGGCCCCAGAUAUUUUGCUAGGUUGCAACACACCUUAUCGAACCGGAUCCCAAUCGAGCUAUGAUACCACUUAUUCAUCUCAUUACGAUGAUCGAAUUACUCCCCAAUCCCAUUCGAUACAUCCUGAUCAACCCCACCAAGGUGGUGUCGGCCUUCCUACCUCAUGCUCAUUUGGGGGAUAUCCCGAAAUCUACAUGCAGAGUUUCCGCAAAGAUUUUAGGGCCAAAGCACCAACCUACAGCUUGGAUAGGCCUUAUAAAUGCGACAAGUGCGGAUCGAGCUUUAGUCGGAAUCACGAUCUCAAGAGGCAUGCGCGGAUACAUUUGGAUAUCAAACCCUUUCCCUGUAGCUGUUGCGAUAAGGCUUUUGCACGCAAAGACGCACUCAAAAGACACCUGCUAGUAAAAGGCUGUUCGAAGACCAAGGAAGGUGUCUCACGCGGGAGUCCCCAAAACUCCGAAAGGCAGAAGCUAUCGAAAUCACCGAAUGCCUUAGGGCCAAAAUACGCCGGCCAACAGGACAAGUCCCUACGACCCAGCCUUGUGCAUAGCCGAAGCAACGUCAACGGAAACCAAAGUUCACCGAUUCACGUACCGAAAUCCACCGGCACCGGGAUUCCUUCGCAAUUCAACGAGAUCAAGCUCCAGAACAUUAAGUGUUCAAUGCCUAAUUUCAUGUGACAAUUAAUUCUUACUGUUUGAUUGAAUUGCGCAGUAAUUGUCAAAC
This is a messenger RNA of Puccinia graminis f. sp. tritici CRL 75-36-700-3, 1129 nucleotides long. RefSeq lists its product as uncharacterized. The transcript is spliced from 3 exons. The record is from RefSeq and is a predicted model, not a curated record. The coding region runs from base 16 to 1083 and encodes 355 amino acids. Gene Ontology annotation, molecular function: DNA-binding transcription factor activity; RNA polymerase II cis-regulatory region sequence-specific DNA binding. Gene Ontology annotation, biological process: regulation of transcription by RNA polymerase II. Lineage: Eukaryota; Fungi; Basidiomycota; Pucciniomycetes; Pucciniales; Pucciniaceae.